AUGGCCUCAAUAUCUUCCUCAUCAUCGACAACAAAUCAAGAGCAAGAUGAGGAAAUUGACGGGAAGAAAGCCGAAGUGGCAAAGGUGGCAGAAUCCACCGAGACGACAACAUCAACAGAAUCAAAUAAAACGACGGCGCCGAGACGACAUCGUUAUACCCGAAGUUCAACGUCUAGUGUGACACAAUUGCUGUCCGAUAGCUGCAACAGUUUGCUGCAGAGAUUCCGCAGGAAUCCUAGUGAGCGACCCGAUAAGGGGUCUGCAGCAUCUAGUACAGCUUUACGUGAGUUAAGUCCAUCAAAGAGUGGUGAAUCUACUACAAUGGCCACAAAGGGAUCAAAGAGAGAAUAUGAAAAUGCAGAAUCAUCAGGGAAAUCAUCACUUUCUGCAUUAAAUCGUCUCAGUCGAUAUUCGAAAAAUUUAAGUCCCGUAUCAUCGUACUACAGGCCAUUGAUGAAGACCUUUGGGAAACGCGAUGAAUCUCCAAUACAGAAAAUUAAGGAGGAGGAUCAUGAGAAGACUCCCGUGGCUGAAGGUGCCAAAAGUAGUGCACAAUCGACAAUAUCACGAUUGGAGAGUAAAUAUUCGGAUAUAUUGGAUCGUGUGGCAAAGAGAAAGCGUCAACAGAAGGCCGAAGAGGAGGAUAAGGAGAAAACUUUGGAGCCAGAACGUCCUCUGACCUUCAAUCCAUUGGCUAAGAGUGCAACAUCGGCAGUACUUGGAGGGUAUAGUCAUUUGAGCCAUCAGCAACCGAAGGAACGGACACCAUAUCGAUUGAGUGGGAGAUCACAUCAUAGGAAUAAAUAUCUCGAUGGGAGUGACAGUGAAUUGACAAGAUCGAGAGAUUUGGGACUCUUGUCGGACAGAAAUGGCAUUGACUAUCGUACUCGCAAUAGAGCUGGUGAUUUGGAUGUUGGUGGUGGCAGUAGUCGAUAUAAAGAUACCAUUUAUGAUACGUACAAGAGUUCCUACAAAAAUACCUAUCAAGAUCCCGUGGCAAGAAGUCGGGAUUAUGGAUACUACGAUGGACGAUAUGACAAGGAAAAUGUCUUCAAGUCCAAAUAUGAUCCAGAUGCACUGUACUCUGAGAUCAACAACAAUGACUCACUGUAUGGGAGCAGUGGACUCAGGAAGAGACCCAUAAGAUCAUACAAAAGAACCGGUGAUACUCCUGGUGAGAGAAAACAUCUCACCAUGAGAGUGGAUCCAAUUGAAAGUGAUAGACCUACCUCUAGUCGUACCCUUACAACUGCCCGAAAGAGUUUGGGUGCCAAUGUCUUCCAGAGAUCCAAUACCCAGAGAUUCUUUGAUUUAGAGAACAAUGUGACUGAUUCCCCAGACUACAGUGAACGGGAAAAUCGUCGCAAAGAAAUUCAGAGUUUAAUUAUGAAAUAUGCUCAAUUGGAUGAUGUCUAUGGGCGAUCCAAUGAAACAGAUGAUCAAAUUAACAAUAAUACCGAAAGAAAAUUCAGUCAACUCCACAAGAGUGGUGAACUUUCUGAAAGUCAAUUGCCAGCCCUCCAAGUAGUGCCAAUUUUGCCACUCAAUAAAACUCAAAGUUCCAUGGCAAUACCCUCAAUGCGAUCCAGGAAGAAUCUCAUGACUUUCGUAAGAAUGAUUUAUUUUUUAAAAAAACAAAGAAAUGUUCCAAAAAGGCGUGUAACACAAACAAAAAAAGGAAUGUUUUUUAGUGUGUGCUAAAUUCUCAAUUUAUCU
Molecule: messenger RNA, 1716 nt
Organism: Phlebotomus papatasi
Lineage: Eukaryota; Metazoa; Arthropoda; Insecta; Diptera; Psychodidae
Exons: 3
Coding region: 1-1701 (566 amino acids)
Source: RefSeq, a predicted model, not a curated record